Molecule: messenger RNA, 867 nt
Organism: Diutina rugosa
Lineage: Eukaryota; Fungi; Ascomycota; Pichiomycetes; Serinales; Debaryomycetaceae
Exons: 1
Coding region: 1-867 (288 amino acids)
Source: RefSeq, a predicted model, not a curated record
AUGGGACUUCUCGACGUGUUAAAGUCCAAGGCGCUGCCGGAGGAAGACCUCAAACAGCUUGGCGUCCCCUUAGCCACCUGCGACUUCAAGUGUGACACCUGCGAACACCCAUUGCCGUCAUCGCUCAAGAUUAGCGCCGAUGACGAUGGCGCCUCGCUCUGGAAGCUGAUGAAGCCGUACGAAAUCCACUUGCUUGUGUCUACUGGUAAGAACGACUGGCCUCAUGAUGCUUGUGAAGUCAAGGGCCUGGUGGAGCACGCCGUGAACGAAUGGAAGGGAUGCCCUCCUCUCACUAUCGACCCCAAGGUUAACGUCACCCUGUUCCCCGCUGAGAGAAGCCUGGUGCUCAUCAUGCCCUUCUUUGUGUGGCUUAAAGACGUCACCCCAGAAAACGUGGGGGCGCUGUUGGAUAAGAUUGUUCCCGAGCUUUUUGAGAAACGGGAAAAGGGUGAAAAAAUUGAAGAAUACCAGGAUUUACUCGGAGACAAGUCUGGCGUCAAGGUGGAGGUCGACCACCAGAACUGCUACGUGUUCUUGUGCUCCCACCGUACUCGUGACAAGCGUUGUGGGGUGUCGGCUCCCUACAUGAAAAAGGAGUUUGACAUGCACUUGCGUGAUGACGGCGUUUAUCGUGAUGUUGGUGACACCACUCCCGGCGGGGUGAUGGUGGGCUUCACCAACCACGUCGGUCAGCACAAGUGGGCGUGUAACGUCUUGAUCUACCGUAAGACUGACGGGGAACUCAUUUGGUUGGCGCGGGCGACUCCCAACAGUGUCGGUCCCAUUUACGAGGAGUGUGUCAAACAAGGUAAGACUUUCGCCGACUACACUCGUUUGGUGCAAAAGACGAAGCCCGUUGAGUGGUAA